AUGAACAGAAGAAUGGUCCUUCUGCCCGAUGGGGCUCUACUAGAUGAGGCGUACCCACCCCUGUUGCCUAAGAACGAGCCACCCGCCGCCUUAGCUUUUCUCACGGACGCGCUCAGACCCCUCGGCAACCAAGACUGUGAGAUCGGAUGCAAGCACGUGCUGGGAGGCCGCUCAUAUAACGUCACGGGCGCGGAUAUGCUGAGGAACGAGGCCAACGCGCAGGUGAAAUAUCUCACCAGGAGGAUGGGCGAUCUCCCGGCCCCAGGCGACGUGUUCACGACGCAUCUUCAUGAAGAGGUGCGGGACUGGCUCGUGUGGCUCGCAGGCUUUGGCGUCGCGCAAGAAGAAAUCGCGGCGUGUUACCUUGAGCUUCGAACAAGGACUCGCUGGAAGCAGUCGCACUCCUGGGCCCUCUCGUACUGGGCAGUCACUUUCCGCCGAGGACUCACCGACUAUCGCGGACAAAUUGCCUGCUUCCCGUACCACGCCCUCGCGUUCUCGCUGGGUAUUGUCAUAAUCUGCCUAUGCGUUACCUACACGACUCGCGUAUACCAGCUAGAGCAGACCCAUGAGGAAACCCACAAGUGGCUGCUGGCUUGGAACGCCCUCCUGUGCCUGGCGCGCAAGAUGCUGGACGACGAGAAGGCGUACGAGAACAGAGGGCAGUAUAUCAUCCACAUACUUGCGCAGAUGGAUCAUAUCAUCGAGUGCCCUCGCGAGAUCCGGUACUUGAGAGACGAGGCAACAGUGCUCGAAACCUUGAAUGCGCAUACGAUCCAUAUUCCUAAUCGGGAGGCACUCGCGAGGGAUAUGGUGGCGCGGAUACGCAAGCUGAUCGACGAGCUCACAUCGACGGGCCGUGCCUCCUCAGACGGGUCGCAGUCCUCGGAUAUGUCACAGCUCCCGGGUGACGCCGAGAGUUCAUCGAAGGCGCGGCUCGACGUGAUGAUCGCCACGACGUGCGAGGAGCUUUCUGCGCGGGAUGCACUAUUUGGACUUUUUAUUCGGUCGAGAUAUGGCGUAUUGCCCACACAACUGCGUCUGAGCAACAUGAACCUUCCUCACCCGCUCUUGGAUGCUGUGGACGACUUGGUCCGCGCCCUCAAGACCUUCCAGCAGCCUGAAUUCAUCCAGGAGACUCUUCAACUUUUCUUUGAUAAUAUGCACGCGCGCCUGGCGUGGAUUGGCGGCCUCGGGCGCGCGCAGCGCGAGAUACGGGAGAAUCUGGCGACGUUGGACGACGUACCGGGCCGGGCACAACUUCGCAGGGUAUCAAACUGCAUCAAGCACCAUUUGCAUGCACUCGAAAGUGCUCCUCUCGCUCCUCUCCAUGACCUAUCCGCCGCCCCGUGGAAGAGACAGGCCAAGCUCGUCCUAAUUGAGGUCUUCAAGUGCUUCAUCCACGACCUUGCGAUCCUCCCGCUCUUUUUUACCCCGACCUUCGAGGGCGGCGAUGGGCUGAUCGAUACGCUGUUCGGGAUUGCGUACGCCUUCUUUGCGCGGAACAAUUUGGAGCCCAUCAGCUCCUGCGCACUGGCAGGACUUCGACACUUUGCCCGCUCGUGUGAGUGGGAAUCCUUCGCAUCUAACUGGCGACCCGACGCGAGUUGA
Molecule: messenger RNA, 1611 nt
Organism: Schizophyllum commune H4-8
Lineage: Eukaryota; Fungi; Basidiomycota; Agaricomycetes; Agaricales; Schizophyllaceae
Exons: 9
Coding region: 1-1611 (536 amino acids)
Source: RefSeq, a predicted model, not a curated record